CGCCGGCAGGCGAGAGUGUUCUUGUGUUAUUUAUUUAUUUAUUGCCGACUUUUAUUUUCGCUAAGAUGUUGUGCCUGUGCCUUUACGUGCCUGUUCAUAAUUCUGACCAGAUUGAAGUGGAGUAUUUUGAGUCGAAUGGAUUACCGUCCGAGCUGAAGUCUCUCAAGUCUCUGAGUGUCCUUCUGCCGUCACAAGAGUUCUCCACAUACCGAAGAUGGAGGAAGAAAAGCCUGAAAACGGAAGAGAAAGAGCAUGAUGGCCAGCUGGACUUUGAAGAGUUUGUUCACUACCUCCAAGACCAUGAGAAAGACCUGAAGCUUGUCUUUAAGAGCAUGGACAGAAAGAUUGCAGGUCAGGUGAACGCCAACGACAUUGUGAACUCUCUGCGAGAUCUUGGUGUCCACAUUUCCCUAAAGCAAGCGGAGAAAGUCCUUAAAAGCAUGGACAAAAACGGCACAAUGACUAUUGACUGGAAUGAAUGGAAGAAGUAUCCCACGCUACAGCCUGCCGAAAACAUUCCCGAAAUCAUCCUGUACUGGAAACACUCAACGAUCUUCGAUGUUGGUGAGAGUUUGAUGGUGCCAGAUGAGUUUACAGUGGAAGAGCACCUAACUGGGAUGUGGUGGAGGCAUCUGGUGUCCGGUGGAGGAGCUGGAGCUGUUUCUCGAACCUGCACCGCUCCACUUGACCGCCUUAAAGUGCUCAUGCAGGUUCAUGGUUGUCAGGGGAAAAGCAUGUGUUUAAUGAGUGGACUCACACAGAUGAUUAAAGAAGGAGGGGUUCGCUCACUAUGGAGGGGCAAUGGCAUUAAUGUCAUCAAAAUCGCACCUGAGACUGCGCUCAAGUUCAUGGCUUAUGAGCAGAUCAAGCGUGUGAUGGGCAGCAGUCAGGAGACUCUUGGCAUCUCUGAGCGUUUCGUAGCAGGUUCAUUAGCAGGAGUCAUCGCUCAGAGCACCAUCUACCCCAUGGAGGUUCUCAAAACUCGUCUGGCGUUAAGAAAGACGGGUCAAUAUAAGGGCAUCUCAGACUGUGCCAAACACAUCCUGAAGACUGAGGGGAUGUCUGCGUUUUAUAAAGGCUACGUACCCAACAUGCUGGGCAUCAUCCCGUAUGCUGGCAUCGACCUGGCAGUCUAUGAGACGUUGAAGAACACUUGGCUUCAGCGAUACGGUACUGAAAAUGCAGAUCCGGGUGUGUUUGUGCUCUUGGCGUGUGGUACAGUUUCCAGCACAUGUGGCCAGCUGGCCAGUUACCCGCUGGCGCUCAUACGGACACGCAUGCAGGCACAAGCUUCUGUUGAAGGCUCCUCUCAGGUAUCAAUGACUGGGCUCUUUAAGCAGAUCAUGAAAACCGAGGGUCCCACAGGCCUCUAUCGGGGUCUGACCCCAAACUUCCUGAAGGUCAUCCCAGCGGUCAGCAUCAGCUAUGUGGUGUACGAGCACAUCAAGUCCACAUUAGGUGUGCGGUCCAGAUGAAGAGCUUGUGAAGGGACUUAAGGACUAAAUCUCUGGGUUUUAAACCUGAAGGUGUGGAAGAUCUCAUUCUGUGAAUGUGACCGGAGGAAGACGCUGUUCGUUAACAUCUUAUUUAUUUACCGUUCCAAAUCAUUCAAAUAACCUUCAACAAGUGAAGUCAGGGACCAACCAUUUGUGUUCGUGUAUGCCUGUGUGUAUGUGCGUGCCCGCGCGUGCGUGCGUGCGAGCGCGUAUGUGCGUGCGUGCGAGCGCGUAUGUGCGUGCGUGCGAGCGCGUGCGUGCGAGCGCGCGUGUUUGUGCGUGCGUGCGAGCGCGCGUGUUUGUGCGUGCGUGCGUCCGAGAGUGUAUGUGCGAGCGCUUAUGCGUGUGUAUGCGCAUCUGAGCGCAUUCAGUGGCAUGUCUGAGCAUGUGAGUGUGUACGAGCGUGCAUUUGUGAGUGUGUGUGUGUCUAAAUAUAUAAAGUGCCACUGUGAGAAUGACUCGGGCUGUUGUGAAGUGUUUAAAGCAGUGCAACUGAAUCAACACUACAAACACACACCGUUGUGUGAAACCUCUGCAUUAUUUAACGGUGACUAAAGUUGCACAUUUUUCUAACUAACUGCUGCUUUAUAUUGACUGAAGUGAUGUAUAUUUAUAGAUUAUGAACCAGAUAUUUAUUUAUAUUGUGGCAUCUGAGAAGUUGACGUGUUACACUGCACAGUUUUUCAGUAGUUAAAUUCUGCUGCUGUCUCUUUAAUAAUCCACACACACACUGAUGUUCUUGGCUUUGUCGUGGUAUACGAGGAUGUCUGGUUGAUUUGAAGACGAAUGCACUUUAAUUGCUUUAGUCAGUCUCUAAUGUAAAGCGAUGAUGGUGGACUUUCAGCAUUGUCAGAGUGAGUGAAUGUUUUGUAAUGAGGGACCAUCUGUUCAAGGAAUAAAUGCACGUGAUUUGCAUACUGGCAGUAUUGAUUGGGGUUUGAGUACACUAAUUUCAACAAGUCUCCAUGGGGAGCUCUGGAAACUGCUUUAACAUUGUUAUUGUUAAAAAAAAAAAAAGAUUUGUUUUACUGUAUCUGCAGUUCAGUGAAAGAGGCUUCUAUUUUAGUUUAGUUUUACCUCAUUUUAAUCUGUUCUUCUGAAAUGUAAUUUAUUUUUUCAAUAAAAAAGAAUUAAUGUUCAUAGUA
Messenger RNA from Danio rerio (zebrafish), 2641 nucleotides. It is a transcript of the gene slc25a25a, whose product is annotated as solute carrier family 25 member 25a. Gene Ontology annotation, molecular function: calcium ion binding. The record is from RefSeq and is marked provisional. Gene Ontology annotation, cellular component: mitochondrial inner membrane. Lineage: Eukaryota; Metazoa; Chordata; Actinopteri; Cypriniformes; Danionidae. Gene Ontology annotation, biological process: transmembrane transport; ATP transport.